UCCCUCACCCUUCGAUUGAGUAAAUCCCUCGCUAACAAACCAACAAUUUCAACAACACCAUCUUCCAUCUUAUCAAAAUCAUGCCAAACUCCUACCUCUUUCCCUUUGACCAUACCUCAACAAUUCAUAACCCAAUCAUUUUUCAAAAUCACCGACUUCAAAUUUCCUUCAAAGCCAGCUAGCUAUCAGCUUUAGACAAUCCUAACCAAACCCACCUGAACUACAGUACCCUAAAUUCACCAAAAUAUACCAUCUUUAUAUAUAAACCCUAAAUACAUUAUAAACAUCUCUUUAACAUUUUUCUUUUCUUCUUAUCUUCUUUCUAUAUUAAUCACAUCACUUAUCAUCUUUGCACACCACUUGAAGUCGACGUUUUUCAUAACUCUAUAUAUACACAGAUCUUCCACCAAACAUAAAACACAUCUUGUACUAAAAUCACUCACACGCACACCCCUGGUCCCAACUCUAAUCUAGGAGAAAAAAAUACAAAGUGCAACCCGUAACAUCACAUCCAUAGGUGCUACUUCUUACCCUAGAAUCAAAAUCCCUCCAAAACAACAACUACAACAUGUCCGCCGCCGUGGCCGCCGCCGCCGCUGCCGCCGCCAUGUCGGGGUACCACAACUCCACUCGGAGACAACACACUGAUCACGACUUGCCCAUACCGCCGCAGCGAGUGUGCGUGCCGCCUCCUCUGAGCAGGUACGAGUCCCAGAAGCGGCGCGACUGGAACACCUUCGGCCAGUACCUCAAGAACCACCGUCCACCCUUGACCCUCUCCCGCUGCAGCGGGGCCCACGUGCUGGAGUUCCUCCGCUACCUGGACCAGUUCGGAAAAACCAAGGUGCACGCCGAAGCCUGCGCCUACUACGGAAACUCCCACCCGCCUGGUCCCUGCUCGUGUCCCUUGAAGCAGGCCUGGGGCAGCCUGGACGCGCUGAUCGGGAGGCUACGCGCUGCAUUCGAGGAGCACGGCGGCGCUCCGGAGAUGAACCCGUUCGGGACACGCGCGGUGAGGCUGUACCUGAGGGAAGUUCGCGACGCGCAGGCGAAGGCGAGAGGCAUAGCGUAUGAGAAGAAGAAGAGAAAGAAGGCUGAAACGCACGAUGAUGUGAUGAGCAUGAUGGGUUCAAGUGAUGGCGCUUACUGUGGUUAUGGUGGUGCCUUUCUUCCUCAGCAGGUUUUGUCUGAUUCAAAUGGGACAACUUCUUCUUCUAUCCCUGAUGGCCUUUCCUAUUUCUCUUCCCACUGUGGCUUCAAUUGAUUCUGAAUUCUGAUGCGUGCUGCAAAAUCAGUGCUUGAUUAUGAUAGGAUAUAAUAAUAUUAUUAUUAUUCUAUGCUUAGUGAGGUGUGGUAGGGUUCAGAGUUGCACCAACUGUGGUCAUUCUUAGAAGCUUUUCAGAAUAUUGUCUCAUUAAUACAUAUAGCAGGAUUUCGUUCUAUACAUGGUUUGCUGAAAAAAAGUUCUAAUCAA
Vigna angularis (adzuki bean) is the source of this 1474-nucleotide messenger RNA. RefSeq names its product protein LIGHT-DEPENDENT SHORT HYPOCOTYLS 5. Gene Ontology annotation, cellular component: nucleus. The transcript has a single exon. Lineage: Eukaryota; Viridiplantae; Streptophyta; Magnoliopsida; Fabales; Fabaceae. Gene Ontology annotation, biological process: mRNA transcription; response to light stimulus. Bases 569 to 1264 code for a protein of 231 amino acids. The record is from RefSeq and is a predicted model, not a curated record.